Molecule: messenger RNA, 1026 nt
Organism: Fonsecaea monophora
Lineage: Eukaryota; Fungi; Ascomycota; Eurotiomycetes; Chaetothyriales; Herpotrichiellaceae
Exons: 2
Coding region: 1-1026 (341 amino acids)
Biological process (GO): L-valine catabolic process
Cellular component (GO): mitochondrion
Molecular function (GO): 3-hydroxyisobutyrate dehydrogenase activity; NADP binding; NAD binding
Source: RefSeq, a predicted model, not a curated record
AUGGCCUCCUCGUCGUCGUCAGAUCCCCAGUUGCCCGCCAACAUUGGCUUCAUCGGCCUAGGGAAUAUGGGCUUCCCCAUGUUUUCCAACUUGGUCAGUAAAUUGCCGGUGAUAUCGACGGUACAUUUCUACGAUGUCAACCCGCGAUCGAUAGAGAUGGGCUUGAACGAGUCGGGCGCGGUGGCCAAGUUGGAUGCUUGCGGCAGUUCGAGAGAGGUCGCGGAGAAGAGUGUAUGUAUUUUCGUCGUCACCCCUUUAGAGAGGCUUCGAACAAUCCCCGAGGGGAAACACGUCCGGGCUGUCUUCCUAGACCCGGAAAACGGCGUGCUGGCCGCCAAAGACCUCUCGGAUAAGAUCCUCAUCGACAGCAGCACCAUCGACACGGCCACGUCGCUCGAGGUCGGCGAGCAGACCCGGACCCGACACCCGAAGGCACACUUCUUCGACGCGCCCGUGUCGGGCGGCACGGCGGGCGCGAAGCGAGGCGUCAUCACGUUCAUGGUCGGCUGCACGGCGUCGGACCCGCACUUCCCGCUGCUCAAGACGCUCAUGGCCCUGAUGGGCAAGAACAUCUACGCGUGCGGCGGCCCCUCGCUGGGCCUGACGGCCAAGCUGUGCAACAACUACCUCAGCUCGUCCAUCACGCUGCUCAACGCCGAGACGUUCAACCUGGCCAUCAAAUCCGGCAUGGACCCGCGCACGUUGCAGGAGAUCCUCAAGACCGCCACCGGCGGCAACAUCAACGCCCAGAACGCGAACCCCGUGCCGGGCCUGACGCCCAAUUCUCCCGCCUCGCACGACUACGCCCUCGGGUUUCGCAUCGAGUAUACCUGCAAGGACAUGGCGUUGGCCCUCGACGCGUGCGACCGCGUCGGCGCCAAGUUGUGCAUCGGGCAGGCCGUCCUGGACGCGUUUGACCACGCGAGCAAGGACCCUCGCUGUGCCGGGUUGGAUACAAAAGUCGUUUUUCGGUACCUGGGUGGUGAUGAGAAGUGGCAGGAUAAGUUUCCAGACGGGGGGAAGUGA